AUGGCUGGAGUGCUAAGGCAUUUCAACUACCAUCUCCCUAUGAGGUUAGAAACAGAUGCAAGUGACUUUGCCAUUGUGGGAGUCCUCAAACAGGAACAUGAGAAAUGUUGGCAUCCUGUAGCCUUCUAUUCUAGAAAGAUGUUGUUGGCAGAGAAGAACUAUGAGAACCAUGACAAGGAGCUCCUGGCAGUAGUAGCAUGCCUCACCCAGUGGCGACACAUGCUCGCAGGACUACCUAGUCAAUUGGCUAUUCUCACAGACCAUGAGGCACUCAAGUACUUCAAGUGGCAGUGCCACAUCACUGGACAACAAGCAAGUGAAGAACAAGAGCACAAUGUGCAGCAACUGCUGCCUACCCAGGUAUUCAAGGGGGUGGAAAAUGAAAUCAGUAAAAGAAGUGGGAUACAGCAAAACCCAGCAGAAAAUGUAGUAGCAGGUGCAAUACUACAGAUUUCAGCAGAAUCAGUCCCAACAGCAUGCUCAGGCAACAAUUCUGCAUUAGUGGCUCCCAUGCUCACAAUGGAGUCCAUAGCAAUGCAGGAGCUCAAGGAGUUGACCAAGAUCUUUCAGCCCUUGGACACCAAGCUGCAGGAGAUACAUGUGAAGAAGCCAUUUGAGAUCAAAGACAGCUUGUGGCACAGUGGCAGAAGAUUGGUUAUCCCAAAGGUAACCAUGCCAGGAAGAACCAACAACCAUCAUUUGCAAAGUGCCAAAGAAGUAGAUGGACAAUCUCUCUCCAUUGAACAUCUAUGA
Molecule: messenger RNA, 753 nt
Organism: Ustilago hordei
Lineage: Eukaryota; Fungi; Basidiomycota; Ustilaginomycetes; Ustilaginales; Ustilaginaceae
Exons: 2
Coding region: 1-753 (250 amino acids)
Source: RefSeq, a predicted model, not a curated record